Messenger RNA from Neurospora tetraspora, 297 nucleotides. RefSeq lists its product as uncharacterized. Bases 1 to 297 code for a protein of 98 amino acids. Lineage: Eukaryota; Fungi; Ascomycota; Sordariomycetes; Sordariales; Sordariaceae. The transcript has 3 exons. The record is from RefSeq and is a predicted model, not a curated record.
AUGUCGUCUGCGUUGGUCAAGGUCAGUCGGUUCAUCUUCCUCGUCCUCACCAUUACCUUCUUCAUCAUUACCUUCUUCUUCAUCGUCGCCCAAAACCCACCGUUGAUGACGCCCUAUAAUGAUACAAACACCAGCAGAACAUACCACGCCGUCGACAGACAGACCACGAACAGCCGAAGCAGCAACACAACAUCAAAAAAUAAGACACCAAUGGAGCGCUUCGAGGCCGAGUCUUUUACCAACGGGCCAUGGCAUGCUAUCGAUGGGGUGUCUCACUCUGGUCCUGGAUCGACCUGA